Caenorhabditis bovis is the source of this 654-nucleotide messenger RNA. The record is from the annotation of a GenBank genome assembly. NCBI's taxonomy places the organism in Eukaryota, Metazoa, Nematoda, Chromadorea, Rhabditida, Rhabditidae.
AUGGAAAUGCUUGGGUUCGGAGCUCUUGCAGCGCUUGGCAGCGCCAUAUUCUACGCCAAUCUACCAACAAGGCUCACGAUUGGCGCAGUCGCGCCCUCAUUUUCAUAUUUGGCGCAAGCGAAGCUGUUGAACGUCAAAGGAGGAGUGAAUGAUGCUGAAAGUGUGGACGAGAGUGAAAGUAUCAGUGGUGCGAAACUGUUUGAACCCGGACCAAUUUUGGUGAUGGCUGUCAGAAGACCCGGCUGUUUAUUAUGUCGACGAGAAGCUGCACAACUUUACACACUUCAGCCAUUUUUAAAGGAACAUGGAAUCAGAAUGGCUGCUGUUGUUCACGAAACUUUGGGGGCCAAUAAGUUCAAGGAAUUCUUUCCAUCUGACGUCUAUUUGGAUACCGAGCGUCACUUCUACGGACCAAACGAGCGUUGGCUUCCGAUUUGGAUGGGCUUCCUAAGAUUCGGAACAUAUGCCAACGUCUAUAGAGCCAAAAAAGCAAAAAUCGACGGCAAUCUUGAGGGCGAAGGAAGACUGUUGGGAGGUGUUUACUUGAUCGCAAAUAACGAGAUCGUGUACACUCACCUCGAGAAGGAAUGGGGCGAUGCUGCGGACAUCGACGAGGUUUCUGCGGCGGUUCACAAAUUCAUCAAAACACAGUAA